GGCCAGGGCCCGCCUCAUGACUUCCUGUGAACUGAAUUUACCUCCUUAAAGUCAAGUCUCCAAACAUGAAGGCACUUCAAGAAGCUCAUGGAGGGGCCGGCGCUGUGGCGUAGCAGGGUGAUAUGAGCAGAGCCCAGGAAUGCCUUAUGUGGAUCGGCAGAACCGGAUCUGUGGGUUUCUGGACAUCGAGGAGAAUGAGAACAGCGGCAGGUUCCUGCGGAGGUACUUUAUUCUGGACACCCAGGCCAACUGCCUUCUCUGGUACAUGGACAACCCCCAGAACCUGGCAGUUGGUUCCGGAGCUGUUGGAUCUUUGCAGCUGACCUACAUCUCGAAGGUGAGCAUAGCGACCCCAAAGCAGAAACCAAAAACUCCAUUUUGCUUUGUUAUCAACGCCCUGUCUCAGAGAUACUUUCUUCAAGCCAAUGACCAGAAAGAUCUGAAGGACUGGGUGGAAGCCCUGAACCAAGCCAGCAAGAUCACUGUACCCAAAGUUGGGACCUUACCCCUGUCGACCGAAGUUCUCAAAAGCUUAACAGCUCCUCAGGCCCUGGAGAAGAAGCCACAGGUGGCCUACAAGACCGAGAUCAUCGGAGGGGUGGUGGUACACACACCCAUCAACCAGAAUGGCGGGGAUGGGCAGGAAGGAAGCGAGCCAGGCUCCCAUGCCAUCCUUCGGAGGUCUCAGAGUUACAUCCCCACGUCGGGCUGCCGCGCUUCCACGGGGCCGCCCCUCAUUAAGAGCGGCUACUGUGUGAAGCAAGGGAAUGUGCGUAAGAGCUGGAAACGCCGCUUCUUCGCACUCGACGACUUCACCAUCUGCUACUUCAAGUGUGAGCAGGACCGAGAACCGCUGCGCACCAUAUUCCUCAAGGAUGUCCUCAAGACCCACGAGUGUCUGGUCAAGUCUGGUGAUCUCCUAAUGAGAGACAACCUGUUUGAAAUAAUAACAAGCUCCAGGACCUUCUACGUACAGGCAGACAGCCCGGAAGACAUGCACAGCUGGAUCAAGGAGAUCGGGGCAGCCGUCCAGGCCCUCAAGUGCCACCCCAGAGAAAUAUCCUUUUCUAGAUCCAUUUCUUUGACGAGACCUGGAAGUUCCAGCCUCUCGGGUGGACCCAACUCUGUCUUGGGCAGGGGGCGUCCACCUGUGGAAGAAAAGAAAGCCCUCUGCAAAGCUCCCUCCAUGGCCGCCUCGUGGCAACCCUGGACACCUGUGCCCCAGGCCGGGGAAAAGCUGCUUCCUGCCGAAGAGACGCCAGAGGACUCUUUGUUCUUGCCUCGGCUUGGCGAGAGCAAUGCUGCUGGGGUGUUGCCCAGCUCCCGGAUAAGGCACAGAUCAGAGCCCCAGCACCCCAAGGAGAAACCAUUUGUGUUCAACCUAGAUGAUGAGAACAUACGGACCUCUGAUGUGUGAUGAAGCCCAGAGCCCUGGGAGGGAGGGAGGGUAGGAAGACUAGAGAGAAAGUGGCUGUGACUCAGUUUCUCUGCCUUGUUGGAGGGUGGCCAGAGGCCUUUGUAGCACCCAUGUUCCUGUGGAUGCUCUGUGGGAGGGGCCCAAAUGACUGGCUUCCCCCUUCCCCUUUUGUAAUAUCAAUGCAGUGUAUUUAAUUUGGGAAAAUCAGUAGGCUAGACAUGGAGGCAUCCUCAGGGGGAGAGCAGGUUGCCUCUUGUUGAACUAUUCCCAUGUCUUCUGGGUGAGGGGUUAUUGUAGCAGUGCCUUUCUGGAGGAGGGUGGGAGUCCAGUUGCACUGCCCCAAGCCAGUUUUAUUUCCUUGUUCCUUGUUUUAGUUUUUUCAUUGAGUUUCCAGUCCAGGAAGAGAGUCAUAUGCCAGUCACUUGGUUUUAUCCCAUUCCUGUUUGUUGGCUGAGGCUUGUGCAGUGGGUGGGUGAGAACUAACCCCAGUGGAAGGUAGAGAGAUGGUGGAAGAGCCAGGCCUUGGCUUUGCUGGGAUGCAUUCUGAGAGGUGCUGUUAAAAAUCUCUGGGCUGGAGGGCAGCUGCUGGGGCAGAUCCUUAGGGGAAGAGAUGGGGGGCCCCUUGUAAGGUGUGGGGAGUAAUUCACCCCCAGUGUAUCAGCCAGCUUUGGAAAGCCCUUUCUUCUCCUCCAGAUGCUCUUUGAUCCCAGGUACUACUAUAGAUGCAUGCAAAAGACCUACCCAACCCAGUUUCUGCGUUGGGCCCCAAGGAUGGGUUUAUCAGUGUUAAACGUUAUUGCAGUUGACAACCUAGCAUUUCCCAGGACACGAUGUGAUUUGGGAUGUGUGGAGGGUUGAUGAGUGUGUGAUGAUUCACAUGUGUGAUAGAUGGAGCUCUGAGUUUCAUGGUAACAUUAACAUAGGUGCUGGGAAGGGAUGGAUUAAAGUUCAUCCAGCUAAGCCUUGUGAUCCAUGUUUUCCAGACAGCAGGAAAAUCCUGUUUUGGCAAAGAUUAUCUUGAAUCCUUGGGCCUCACGGUUCUUUUUGCAUGGCCCAACAUUAGCAUAAUUUUAAGUGCUGUGUUUUGUAGACCCUGGAAGAUUGACUUUCUUUGCUUUUUAUUAUUUGAGAGGCACACACAGAAAGACCUGGAUAAGACAGAGUGCCCAGCCGCUAGUUCACUUCCCAAAUGCCCAUGACAACCAGAUCUGGGCCUGGUAGAAGCUGGGAGCUGUGAACCCAAUCCACAUCUCCCAUGUGGGUGGCAGAGGUUCAACUGUUUGAGUCAUCACUGCUGCCUCCUAGGGUUUGCAUUAGCUGGAAGCAUCAGGAGCACAGCCAGGACUUGAACCCAGGAACUCUGAUAGGGGACAUGGACAUCUUAACCCUAGGUCAAACACCCAACAGGCUUUCAUUUUUUAUUCUUUGUGUUGCUCUUUGAAUGAAGCCUUCUGUGCAUGCAUGAUCAAACCCUGUAAUCCGAUGAAGGUUCUGUGUACUUAACAGUAGAGAGAUGCAAAGAUUUAACCUUGAGAUACCUGUGUUUGUAACGAAGUGGAAAUUAGGCCACAGAAACAUUGAAUGUGAGGUUACAAGUUGCUGGCUAGGGAUUUUUCAGGUAGAAGAGCAUAGAAGAUUGAGUUUCCUUUCCAGAUUUCAGGACAUUAUUUUCUUCCAUUUGGUGAGAAGACACCACUUUCUGUGGCCCCUGGGAGAACCUUGUCCAGCCAACAUACAUGGUGAAAUGCCACUGGGAACUCUUUAGGGGCUCCCUAAGUAGAGAGAGAACUUAGCUCAUUUCUGUCUGCAACUUUUACCAGCUAGAUCAUUUAAUUAUAUGUUGUAAUUAAAAUUAGUGACUAGAGGAAGGAGACUAAGAGAAGCAUUUUUACCUAAGUAUAUCUCUCUCCUCCCAUGUGCAUACCUGAUGCAGAGGGGACACAUUUGAUGAGAAAAGUCCCUAUGCCUGGGGGGAACCGUGUUUUCCUGAAGUUUGUGUCCUUCUGAGAAGCCAGUUUCACUGUGUUGCAUUGGAGCUGCCCCUCUCCAAAACGAAGUUUGAUUUGUUGGUCCUGGCAUAAAAACGGAAAUUCACCGCUGUAUCUCUUCCUCCUUCUGUUUCCUCCCUCUUUUCUGUAAACUCAUGUACUCUCUGUCCUCAAAUGCUGGCUUAUGAAUGGUCAAGGUACAACAUGAGUUAAGUGGGCUGAUUUCCUGAAGCCAUUCUUAAUUCCUAAAGUUCCUUGUCUCUGGCUUAACCUUCACAUUUUCCUAAAGAAAAUUCUUCGGCUACUCAGAGUACACAAUGCAAUGUAGAAAUCAUGAAAAUAAACUGGGAACGUUUGCUGUUUCUUUAGACAUUCCCUUACUCAUGGAAAAGACGUCAUCUUUUGGUGUUUAAAACUGUGAAACUCUACCCAUUUCUCCCUUUUUAAAAAUAAACUCUCUGCUAGAUUGCUAUUCUUAAAUACAUUGGCUGUUAAAGUGAUAGUGCUCUUAAUCAGUAUGAUCUAUUUUGAGAAUGUGUUAAACAUAUUUAUAAUCCAGAUUGUAUUGUCUUGGUAAAGGGACAACAAGAAUUCUGAUUGUCAAAUACUUGGGAAUUUCAAGUUACAACAUUGUCAGGGUAGUUCCAGUAUCAGAUAAAUACAGUUAUCUCCACAGGCAUUCUCAUUUCCAAAUCUUAUUUCAGGAUUCCCUUUCUGUCCAUAUUUCUUACCUUCUAGACAAUUUCACACCAUAGUCUUUCAAUUUGAGCCAAAGAUGGUGCGCGCAUGACCAAAGCAUUUAGUUUUAAAUGUCUACAACAGAGCAAAAUAGAAAAAAACAGGGUGAGGAUAGGUUAGUGGUUAAGUGCAUAUAGGCUUGGGAACAAACGUGAGUUUUAGAAAAAAGGAAUGGAAAAAAGGUACUGCAUUUUCUCUGGAAUAAAAACCUUCUCUGAGUCGGGCUCUUUCUUAGAAGGCUUUUGAGGUGGUCUUGACGUCACUGUUUAUGAUAGUAUUUCAAGUGCUCCCCUCACCUCUCUGUCACCCUUGAAAGCUUUGUAGGACUUGCUUACUCAGGGUCUGUUGCUAGAUGCAAAUAGUUUGGUCUUUUGCAUUCUGUAAGGUACCACAAGGAUGCUAAGGGUACACAUCCACCUCAGGUCAAGGUAGUGGAUGACACAUCUGUUUCUGAGUUGAAUGAGAGAGUAGAUUUAACUAGCUUCUUAGUUUACUUGAAGCAAACUAUGUUCUCCUUUUUGAAAGUUAGAGGCCAAAAAGACGCAUAAAUAAAUAGCAGAUUCAGCCUAAGGUUAGCAAUCGGAUUUGAUAGGUUGGUUUUCAGUGUUAAUCGGGUCAGAGGCCUCUCCGAAAGUGAGUUUCCCAAGUCAGCUUUGCUGAGCAUGGCAGAAGUGGACAGGGUUCUUGGCAGCCACUUCCCCUCACUCCCCACUCCCCUUUUCUGUCUCUCUGUUAACUGCCUGCAGCAAUUACAGUCACUCAUGCUAGGUAGCCUGCGGAUUCAGCGAACGUUUGGCAAAAACGCCCCGUGUGUCCGCAUCCCCUCUGGUCAGGGAAGGUGUGGCAUGAUUGCGUUUUGAACCUGUGUGUUCCAGCCGUGAAAUGCACUGGUUGUAAAGUGCUGGCGAGCUCAGCGCGUGGAACUGUACAUGCUUCUCAUUUGAUGUGAUCUCCUAGUUGGUGUGUAGCAAAGAAUACUUUUCUAAAACUGUUUCGUUGCUUGUUUUGUAAUAAAACCAUGUGAAAU
Molecule: messenger RNA, 5170 nt
Organism: Lepus europaeus (European hare)
Lineage: Eukaryota; Metazoa; Chordata; Mammalia; Lagomorpha; Leporidae
Gene: PLEKHA2
Product: pleckstrin homology domain containing A2
Exons: 12
Coding region: 140-1417 (425 amino acids)
Cellular component (GO): cytoplasm; membrane
Molecular function (GO): PDZ domain binding
Source: RefSeq, a predicted model, not a curated record